AUGAAUGAUUUCCCUCAAUGGGUUGCAGGAGAAAUAUGUUUUAGGUUGGAAGAUGAGCUGGAUGGUGACAACCAAUGCAGGACUUUUGAAAAGGCCCGUUGCUCAUCUUACUUUAAAGCUGGCCUGGAUGGCAUUCAAAGGCUUGGAGCCUUCUCCAAAUUCAAGCAUUUGUGGACUUUCCUACCACUUGCACAAUCAUAUUCAUAUAAUGAGCGUGGUUUCUUGAGUGACAAUGUUACUUUUCACAUAAUUCCAAAAUUACAAUAUCUAAGGGUGCUUCCUUUGAAGGGUUACUGCUUAGUAAAUCUACCAGACUCAAUUGGUGACCUAAAGCUUCUAAGGUACCUUGACCUUUCUCACACAAAUAUAAUACGUUUGCCUGAAUCAAUAACUGGUAUUUACUAUUUACAGACAUUGCUGUUAGAAUGCUGCAAUGAUGUAGGUGAAUUGCCCACUGGUAUGAAGAAUCUAACCAACUUGCGUCAUCUCAACAAUUCAAGUCAAUAUAGUUUGAAAGGAAUGCCUCCAGAUCUAGGAAAACUGACCAAUCUCCAAACGUUGCCUAACUUUCUUGUGGGAAAAGACAGCGGCUUCUCAGGAGUUGGAGAGUUAGGAUCAUUAUUGCACCUUCGUGGGACGCUAAGAAUCGCAAGACUAGAGAAUGUGAAUGAAGCAAAGGAUGCAGCAAUGGCCAACUUAGCUGGCAAGAAUGGCAUUGAUGCAUUGCAAUUGGACUGGUAUAAAGGAGAAAUAACUGAUAUAGACGUCCUUGAAAUGUUGCAGCCACCUAGGAUGCUCAAGGAGCUUACUCUGAUAAGGUAUGGCGGUCUGAAAUUUCCAUCUUGGAUGGGAAAUCCUUCAUUGGCUAAUAUGGAACUAAUUAGGCUAGAAGAUUGUAAGGGAUGCAGAUUCUUGCCCCCACUUGGACAAUUGGUCUCACUAAAAGAACUUAUUAUAAAAAGGAUGUCAGGGGUAGAAAGCAUAGGCAGUGUGUUUUAUGGGGAGGGUUGUUUGAAUCCUUUUCCAUUAUUGGAAACCAUUUCCUUUGAGAAUAUGGAGAACUGGAAAGACUGGUUUCCAGUUGAAACUACUAAUGGGAUGGAAGGGUUUCCUAGGCUGAAAGAGCUCGUUGUAAGAAGAUGCUGGUAG
This is a messenger RNA of Ziziphus jujuba (common jujube), 1149 nucleotides long. RefSeq names its product putative disease resistance RPP13-like protein 1. The transcript has a single exon. The record is from RefSeq and is a predicted model, not a curated record. Bases 1 to 1149 code for a protein of 382 amino acids. NCBI's taxonomy places the organism in Eukaryota, Viridiplantae, Streptophyta, Magnoliopsida, Rosales, Rhamnaceae.